Molecule: messenger RNA, 1252 nt
Organism: Cloeon dipterum
Lineage: Eukaryota; Metazoa; Arthropoda; Insecta; Ephemeroptera; Baetidae
Product: inosine-uridine preferring nucleoside hydrolase-like
Exons: 6
Molecular function (GO): hydrolase activity, hydrolyzing N-glycosyl compounds
Source: RefSeq, a predicted model, not a curated record
UAAAAUAUUGAAUCUUAGAGAACAUUUCUCAGAGUGCGUGAGCAAGCCAAGCGAGUCACAGCUUCCAAGGAAAUGGCACAAAGGAUAGCUUGGCUUUUAGCCAUAUUCCUCGCUAUUUUCAUCUCUGGUUUCAUCGUCGUCGAUGGACAGUCGGGACGUGCGAAGGUGAUCGUGGACACCGACGCCGGAGUGGACGACGCCUUCGCUUUGGCUAUGCUGCUUGAGGCGGACCGGCGGCUGGAGAUCGAAAUCAUCGCCGUCACCACCGUGCUGGGCAACACGGGUGUCAGGAAUGUGUCUCGCAACGUUCUCAAGGUGCUGCAAACCGCCAACCGACUUGAUAUUCCAGUGUAUGAGGGUGCCGCUUUCUCACUCGAGCUGACCAACAACAACGACAGCUACUUCGGCUAUGAUGGUUUCGGGGACAUCGAGUACCCCAACCCACCAGGUGACGAGUAUCUGCAAAGCACGCCGGCCAUCGUGGGGCUUCUCGAGCUGACGAAAACCCACAGCGGCGAAAUUAAUCUGCUGAUGCUGGGUCCGCUGACGAACUACGCCCUCGCCGUGCGCACCGUGCCCGACUUUCCGAGCAGACUUGAAAGCGUGUGGGUGCUCGGCGGCUCCAUGAUUGGAAUGGGAAACAUGGCGCCUGGGGUGGAAUUCAACUUCUGGGUGGACCCGCUGGCCGCAUUCAUCACGCUGAGUCCACCGGUGCACACAGCGUCACUCGUGCAACUGGUGCCCCUGGAGACGACCCUCGAAGCGCCCAUCACCGUGCGUAUAUAUAAACACGGCUAGUUAGUUUAUCAAAUUAAUUGUGAUUGAUAGGAGUGGCGCGUCAACGUGCUCGGCAAACUUCCAGGCAGCAUGAUGGCCCUGCUCAACGCCAUUGAGCAAAACUUCUGGCAGCGCUCGGACAAGUGGGUGUGCUCAGACCUCGUCCUCGCUGCCGUUUUUCUGCAAAGACCGCUCAUUACUAAGACGCGUCCCAGUUUUAUCGGAGUGGAAGUGCACGGGCUGCACUUGUCGGGAGCAACUUUCGUUGACUACAACGAGCCGAGUGCAAACGAGCCCAACGUCGAGGCCAUCCAGGCGUUCGAUUUGGACGCCUACAUGAGCAACCUCCUCAACUACUUUGACCAGUCCAAACACACUAUAGGCUAUCACACUUCAAACAACAACAUCAUAGUCGAGAGACUGUAAUUUCAUGAUGAAAUAAGUAAAGAUUAAAAUGUGAUUCGCAUUUCAACAA